Messenger RNA from Syzygium oleosum, 1313 nucleotides. RefSeq names its product F-box/kelch-repeat protein At3g06240-like. The transcript has a single exon. Gene Ontology annotation, molecular function: protein binding. The record is from RefSeq and is a predicted model, not a curated record. Bases 67 to 1233 code for a protein of 388 amino acids. Lineage: Eukaryota; Viridiplantae; Streptophyta; Magnoliopsida; Myrtales; Myrtaceae.
CCGGGACCGCAGCAAAUUCUUUCCAGCUUUCUACUUCGCCGCCCUUCUUCUCAACCCUCUCCGACCAUGAGUUCCUCCUCCUCCGGCGACGGCGACGGCGACGGCCCGAAGCUCCCUCAAGACGUCGUCGCCGAGAUCCUGAAGCGGUUGCCGGUGGAAUCUGUCCUCCGAUGCAGGUGCGUCUGCCGGUCGUGGCGUUCCGCCGUCGACGACCCUGAUUUCGCGGCCCUCCACUUGCGCCACUCCGCUCUCGAUGCUUCCAAUUGGCACACCGCCUGCCUAGAUUGGUGCGAUACUGUCCCGAACCUGUGCUCUCUGUUCUCCGAGGAGUCUCUCACCCUCCCUCCCCGGUCGCAAAUCGCAAUCCCGUUCGUUACUCCUCCCGACUGUAGCAUGAUCGUCGGGUCGUGCGAUGGCCUGAUCUGCGUCGCGGAAAUUUCUGGCGGUGGCUUUGGUCGGACGAUGUAUUUGUGGAAUCUGUUCACCAGGAAGCACAGGGCGGUUCGACCAUCCGGUCCGGAGCAUCAAUUUUCUUUCAUGGAGACUCCUCAUGAAGCUCGAGGGUUUGGCUUCGACGCUAGGUCGAAUGACUAUAAGAUUGUGAGGAUUCUCUAUGUUUUAGAUGAUAAUGGCCGAUUGUUCGGUGGGAAGGAGCCUUGGGUCGAGAUUUAUUCGCUCCGCGCAGAUUCCUGGAGAAGCUUGGCGUGUGAGGUUCCUGCUUUCUGUCAUGACGACCGGGCGGUCUUCUUGAAUGGGAAUCUGCACUGGUUUGCUUCCAAGUUCGGUGAUCUGGGGGACGAGGAGGGUGGGUAUGGAUCGAUAGUCUUGUUCGAUGUUGCAGGUGAGGUGUUUGAUGAAAUGGCUCUGCCGCCGGAAGAGAUUUCUCACGCAGACUCUGUCGCUUUGGUGAUGUCUCUGGCAGUAUUAAAUGACUUGCUGGCUGUGUUCAUUAGUUUCAUCAACGUAGCUCUGGAUCUCGAACUGCAUUCCGUUUGUUCUGUUUGGGUUAUGAGGGACUACGGCGUGCCUCAGUCUUGGACCAAGCUGUAUACUUUUAAGGCUUGCGGAGUAGUAGCAGGAUUUGAUGGCUUCAGGAGGAAUGGCGAGCUUCUGAUGGAACUAGAUGGUGGAGAACGAGUUUCUUGGAAUCCAACCACGGGUCAAUUCUCAAAUCUUCCACUGUCGAUGCAAUGCAAUUUGGUCACUAUCGUGGAGAGCCUUGUUUCGCUUUAGAGAUGACUCGGUUGCUUCUACAUUUAUUGGCAUGACAGAUUGAUUCUGCUUGCAAAAGAGUUGAUAGCGGCAUUUGAAUU